CAUUGGUUGAUGAUGGUGUAUAUUUAUAGGCGGUCAUGAAAUGACUUGGCAUGACUCAUUGUUACAUACAACUAGUAAACAGGUAAGCGUCCGAAACAAGAUCAACUUUUUGUAAGUACGAACCACAUAUUAUACGGUUGCUCUGUCCUGUCCAUAUUGAUAAUUCCAUUCCAAUAUUUCCUACUUGACCCCGUAAGUAUCAUCCGUGACAGUACCCUUCGUGAAGACCGUCGGGUCUCCUAGCAUGCCGUGACAUACCACUAGGAGCCCGACAUGGCUACAUCUCAUCGUGUCGUCUACCUACUCUCCGCGCUAGUGUAUCUUCUGCCGACCCAAACAGCAGGUCACAAUUCCCCUGUACCGACUUACUUCCAUCGAACAUACCCAAAUGGAACCAUGGUCGACGCACGGGACAAAACACUGCGGGACAUCCUACGUGAAAAGCCUCCCAUAAUCAAGCUAGCGCCUACAGCCAAGCUAACGGCUACUCCAGCUCUCGUACGAAACGGCGACACCGUCCAAGUAUCAUGGGGUGGUAUCCCCAACCCGGACAUCUCAGAUUAUAUCGCGCUGUAUUGCCCGAAACACGAUGAUUAUCAUCAUUAUUUGGACUACUUUUACGCGAAUGUAUCCCAGUCAUGGCGAGAUGGGACAGGCUCACGUGAUGUGCUCAUGUAUAACAUGAGGAGUGACUGCGAGUUUCGCUACAUUCGAGGGACCCCUCAGACCCUCGCCGUGAGUAACACUGUCAGCUUUCUGUGGGGACUGAUCGAGCCAUUACAAGGACACAUCGCACUAACAGGGGAUCCGACACAGAUGAGAAUUACUUGGGUUUCCGGUACAGAUUCUCUUCCGUCUGUUUUGUACGGCGAGUCACAACCGGAAAUAAGAGUCACCGGAAGUAGCAGGACCUAUUCAAACGACAGCAUGUGUGGACCUCCCGCGUCAAGCACAGGAUUCUGGGACCCUGGGUACAUUCAUGAGGUGUUACUUACCGGACUACGACCCGACACAGUGUACCAGUACAGCUAUGGAUCUGUCGAGAAAAUGAGCGCAGUUCGUUCUUUCCACACCGCCCCGAUUCCAGGUCCGGAUGUCCCGUUCAAGUUUGUUGUCUACGGGGACAUGGGCGUGUCUGCACCCCCGGGGUCUGUGGUCACGGCCAGGCUGGCCCUCCAAGAGGUGAUAGCUAACAAGGCGGCGUUCAUAUUCCAUGUGGGAGACAUAUCUUACGCAAGAGGAUAUGCCUACGUCUGGGAGCAGUGGCACACCUUGAUAGAACCGUACGCAACUUUAGUUCCAUAUAUGGUAGGCAUAGGCAACCACGAGCAAGACCACACUAGCGGGGGGGCCAAGGACCCAUCAGGGGCACCUGGUGACGGUUUCCACCCCUGGUGGGGAGACUUUGGCGACGACUCUGGGGGAGAGUGUGGGGUGCCUAUGUACCAGCGUUUUCGGAUGCCUGAUAAUGGCAAUGCUCUCUGGUGGUACAGUUUUGAUUACGGCAGCGUCCAUUUUGUGAUGAUGAGCACAGAGCACAACUUCACACGAGGAUCUCCACAGUACGAGUGGCUGGAGCGGGACCUGAGAGGGGUGGACCGGAAGACCACGCCCUGGGUGAUACUAGGGGGACAUCGACCGAUGUACACCAGCGAGAUUAGCCCAGCUGACUACAUCGUCUCCAAGGGAAUGCAACACGCAUUCGAAGAUCUCCUCUCUGAGUACCACGUAGAUUUGGCCCUCUGGGGACACUAUCACGCAUACGAGAGGACGUGCCCCGUCUACAACCAAAAGUGCCAGGCGGGUGCUACAACUCAUAUAAUUGUCGGAACUGCAGGAUGGACUCUGGACCCGGAUCGGUAUUGGAAAAUGGACUGGUCGAUGUACCAUGAUAAUGAGUUCGGUUAUGGUCGCAUUACGGUGCAUAACAGCACUGCUAUGUACUGGGAAUGGGUCAGGAACAGAGAUAAUGCUGUAGUCGAUGUUGUAUGGCUUACGAAGUAAAAGAGGAAACCCUCGAAGAUCAAAACA
Messenger RNA from Nematostella vectensis (starlet sea anemone), 2031 nucleotides. Its product is annotated as probable inactive purple acid phosphatase 2. Gene Ontology annotation, molecular function: acid phosphatase activity; metal ion binding. The transcript has 6 exons. NCBI's taxonomy places the organism in Eukaryota, Metazoa, Cnidaria, Anthozoa, Actiniaria, Edwardsiidae. The coding region runs from base 274 to 2004 and encodes 576 amino acids. The record is from RefSeq and is a predicted model, not a curated record.